CAGUAAACUGGGGACCAAAAACAGAGAACCGGGUCCUGCUCUUCAUUCCGGCUCGCCAUGAAUACCGCAGUGUUUCUCUUUGGGUUAUCCUGCGUCCUCUUGAUCCCCGGAGCUGAGUCCGAUCAAAUUGCCUGUCCGAGGCAAGUGACGGGGACGCAGUACGGCAAGGUCUCUUUCCAAUGUUAUUACUCAGGCAAUCCACCGGCCAACAAAUACACCCGCAAGUUCUGCUGCCUGCAAGGCACGCGCCCCGGAAGAUGCAAGAACACGGUGGUUUCUGACAGCGGCUACACGGCCGACCGCUUCGCGAACCGCAUCGAAUUGCUGGACAUGAAGGAGAAAACCUUCUUUACUGUUACCAUCAAUGGAUUGGAAAAGGGCGAUGAAGGCACUUACAUAUGUGGCAUUGGGUUGGAUGACACCCGGAUCAAAAACGUCGUUACUCUGUCCGUUGUUGAAGAUUCCGUCAUCACAAAGGACGCCGAGCUGAUCUAUACCCAACUGGGGGGCACCGCGAUCAUCAAUUGUAAAUAUAAUGAGCCGGCCACCACACAGAGGAGAUACCUGUGCAAGGUCACCAAAAAUGGCUGCGUCAAUGUCAUCGACAGCACAGGGAGGACAGGCUCCAGUUACGACGGGAGAGUCACAGCUGACAGCCAGAAGGAGGGAAUGUUCAUCGUCAAAAUGGUGCAGGUGCGGAAUUCAGACGCCGCGCACUAUACCUGCAGUUCCGACAACCCUGAAGACUCCAUAGAUGCGCCUACUUAUGAUUUGAGAAUCAACGAAGAGACGGAUACUCCUCAGGGGUCCCGACGAUUGACCCCCAGGCUGGGAGGGUCCCUCUCCGCUGAGUGCAAUUACGACCCCAAAAAGAAUUACACGAAGAAGUUCUGGUGCAAACUGCAAGACGGAGUCUGCAAUCCGAUCAUAACAAAGGACGGGGACGUGAUGGACGCCUACGAAGGAAAAGUACUCAUCCAUGACAAUUCCACGAGCGGCUUGAUGCAGGUCCUCAUGGACAACAUCUCUAAAGAGGACGAAGGCUGGUACUGGUGUGUAAUGGCCAAUGAAAUGCAUGACCAAACGUCUGCCGUGCAGGUCAGGAUCUCAGAUGGGGACACACAAGGCAUGGCUUUGUAUCUUUCUGCAGAAAAUCUCCCAGGACUGUCCGGAAGCAGACUUGUCCGAGCGGUUGCCGGUGAUCCGGUUAAGCUCACCUGCUCCUAUCCCUGUCGGUUCAAAAGUACCAAGAAGUAUUGGUGCCUUUGGAGCAACCACGGGUGUAAACCUAUGAGCAACGUGGAAGAUACUCAAGAUACUCAGUUGCCCACCUGCAAGACCGAGGAGCUGGCGCUCAACAUCGAGUCCGUAUCCCAAAAGGACAGCGGGUUCUACUGGUGUGGUGUCAAACAUGACAUCAGAUAUGGGGAAAUUAUAGCCGUGCGCCUCAUAGUUGAAGAAGCACCAAGGGACAUAGUCAAUAUCAACGGACGGGCAAACUUUGGUGGAGGCUCAAAAAAUGUGGAAGCGGUUGACAGUGACACCCCUCCCAGCACCGACAGCAGCAAGAGCGGAACCGUCACUGCCGCCGUGGUCUCCGUGUGCGUCGCUGUAUUGGUGGUCUGUGCUGUGUUCUUAUUCCUCAGGUUCAGAAAAAGGAAGAAUACAGAUUUGGUCUCUGUUGGAAGUUACCGGACUAAUAUCAGCAUGUCUGACCUGGACAACCAUGUUGGAAAAGAGAACCCGGUGGCAAUCGACCUGCAGGAAACUGAUAUCGGCCGUUCCGGAGGUUCACCGAAGUCAAAGAAAAAGGGAUCCCGGGAGGACCUGGAUUAUUCCUGCUUCCUGAUCAAUCAUGUUGGGGUCCCAAAUGAGCAAGUAACCGAAUGAUGGGCUCCUCACCGAUUCCAUGUGUUAUUGGCCAUUCCUGCAUGCUAGAGAUCUGUGCACACUCCAAAAUGAUGAAAUGUAAAUAGCUCCAGGAAUCAAUGAUAUAUUCUGCUGCUAUAGCUUUAAUGUGGUACAGCCU
Nanorana parkeri is the source of this 2029-nucleotide messenger RNA. It is a transcript of the gene PIGR, whose product is annotated as polymeric immunoglobulin receptor. Gene Ontology annotation, molecular function: transmembrane signaling receptor activity. The record is from RefSeq and is a predicted model, not a curated record. The coding region runs from base 58 to 1890 and encodes 610 amino acids. NCBI's taxonomy places the organism in Eukaryota, Metazoa, Chordata, Amphibia, Anura, Dicroglossidae. Gene Ontology annotation, cellular component: plasma membrane. The transcript is spliced from 11 exons.